Messenger RNA from Ceraceosorus bombacis, 3533 nucleotides. NCBI's taxonomy places the organism in Eukaryota, Fungi, Basidiomycota, Exobasidiomycetes, Ceraceosorales, Ceraceosoraceae. The record is from the annotation of a GenBank genome assembly.
AUGCCGCGUCCUCGACAAGCCUUGAAACGCUCACCAGACAGCGUCAGCGAUGCGGUCUCGCCACAGUCAUUCAAGAGCACCGAGAGCGGAAGCGGGAGCCGAAUUCCUUCUGGACUAAGCACUCCGAACACUUCCGUAGCAUCUGCGCGUCCUCAACGCAAAGCCAAGGUACGUGUGAUGGGCGUCAUUCUCCAUCCUGUCGAUGCUAGUAUAUUGACUGUUGCUGCUGCCUUGCUGUAGCUUAACCGUCCCUCCUACGCCGAAGAUGAUGGGCAGCCUCGCAGAGCAAAGGCUCGAGAGCCCAAAAGCUCCCCCGGUCCUCGUUCCAAGCUGCAACGCUCGCGCCGGGGAGGACGCAACGUCACCUCAGACUCUGAGUACGACUACGGCUCCCCUUUAGCGAGUCCUGAGACUGGCCGAAAAGCGAUACCCGAAGUGGUGCUGAAAUCCGGCAUGUCACUGGCGGAUAUGUACUGCGAUAACACGGAUGAAGAGCUCGAGCAAGUAGCGCUGCUCUCCAAGCAAAGUCUUCGUGCACUCAACAACAAGAGAGGUGAAGGUUCGCGUUCCAAGAACCAAGCUCAUCAGGCUUUGAGCGAUGUCAAGGAAGAGGACGAUGGAGGGUUUGUCCAGCCUUCGCCACGCUCCAAACGCGACACAGCCAAAUUUUCGGGUGGUAGCAGUAGUCGCAAACGUCCUCGAGUCCUCAAACGCGAGCCCUCUUUCUCUCCGCUCACCGACGUCUCCCGAGAUCUUCCAUUCGACAUCUACGAUCUCAAAGACGAUGGUGCUUGGAACGAGUGGAGGGAUGCAGGGGAUGGGCAGUCUGACUCGGAGUUCGAAGACUACCGCCCGACGAAGCGCGGUCGCGCAAGUUUCCAGGCCAGAAUGGCUCCAGCUUUGCCUGAAGCCGAGUCUGAAAGUGAUACUGGACUCGACACCAGCGAUGAUGAAAAGCCUGCUGAUGAAGCAGGAGGAAGCACCAUGCCUGGUGGAGAAGAACAACGAUGGGAGACAGCCAAACAGCGAGCAGCUCGCCUGCGAAGCGAGGCUCAUCACAAACGUCUCAAGAAAGCACAGAGAUCUCGGGUGAGUCCAUCUUGCCGCUUCUUGGCAGCCGGGCGUUCUGACCAAUAUCUUUCCACCUGGUGCAGUAUGCCAAAACUUCGGACGCCCUAGCUGUGCAUCACACGCACCUCAAAGGCUUGUGGAAGCGAUUGAGCAAAACGCCCAAGCCAGAGCCUACUCGAGCUCAACAACCAGAAGGCUUGACCAUUAAGCUUUUGCCUUUCCAGCUGGAGGGCCUGUACUGGCUUCGUCAGCAAGAACUUGGGCACUGGAAGGGCGGCAUCCUUGCGGACGAAAUGGUGAGCAAUUAGUCGGCGGUGACUGUAGACAAAUGCUGCGAGCCAUGUUGAACCGAUCGCUACACUUCUGCAGGGCAUGGGAAAGACGAUUCAAAUGAUCUCGCUCUUCUUGUCCGACCGCCAAAAGCCUAUUUUGGUUGUACUCCCGACCGUAGCCAUCAUGCAAUGGAAGCACGAGAUCGCAAAGGUGAGCUGUUGACUAUGGAUGCUAACCCUCGAGAACCUCGCAGCUGAUUCAGCAGGCCCGUCUUCUAGUACACCGAAGACUUCAAAGUCAUGGUAUGGCACGGGGCUACUCGUGAAUCUGACGUCGAUGAGAUUCGACGUAAUGAUGUGGUUCUGACGAGCUACGGCAUCCUCGAAAGCGCCUAUCGGAAAGAGCACGCUGGAUUCAGACGCAAGGGCGAGCUGCACAAAGAGAAGAGUGCCUUACACGCAGUGCGUUGGCACCGCGUGGUGUUGGACGAGGCGCACAACAUUAAAGAGCGCGCCACAAAUACCGCCAAGGCCGCCUUCGCUCUGCGAGGAACUUACAGAUGGUGUCUGUCGGGCACACCUUUACAAAACCGAGUAGGCGAGCUUUACAGCAUGGUGCGCUUCCUGGGCAGCGACAUUGCCACCGACACGAAGAAGAAAGCUGCUGAGCAGCGCCAACUGGCGGAGCUGGAUGCGUCAGCGACUGUGCCCGAGCCCAUAGAAGCUGGCGUCAGCAAGCCAGACCAUGACCAUCUGGUUGAAAUCGAACGCACCCUGAACGAGGAAAAUGACGAAUGGGUGCCCGAGGCCGGCACAAGAUCACGCAAAGGCAAACAGAAGCUCAACGAACGUGUUGAAGAAGCUGUGACCCUGGAUGUCACUCCUGACAAUACAGCGCGCAUUUUGGCAAUGUACUACUGCAAAUCGUGCCCUUGCACUUCCUUGCAUUGGCAAUUCAGUGACCGAAGGACUUGCGACAAAUGCGGGCAUUCUCCAAUGAGACACAUCAACCUGUGGAACCAGGAGAUUCUCAAGCCAAUCCAGCGCACUGGUGCCGCGACCGGCGAGGGCGGGCAUGCGUUCAAACGUCUUCGACUACUUUUGAGCCGAAUGAUGCUGCGUCGAACCAAGAUUGAGCGUGCGGAUGACAUGGGUCUGCCUCCGCGCACCAUCGUCGUACGCCGAGACAUGUUUAAUGAGGAGGAGGAAGACUUGUAUGCAAGUUUAUAUACUGAAGGAACGCGCAAGUUCUCGACGUAUCUCGACCAAGGAACUGUUUUGAACAACUACUCCAACAUCUUUACGCUGCUGACCCGCAUGCGUCAGAUGGCGUGCCAUCCCGAUCUUGUUCUUCGCUCCAAAUCUGGCAUCCAGAACAAGCUGCUUGGCGACGACCUCACGGAGAGUAUCUGGUUCUGCCGCAUCUGCACGGAAGAAGCGGAGGACGCGAUCAUGUCGAAGUGCCGCCACAUCUUUUGCCGUGAUUGCGUCACCAGCUACUACGAAGCGGCUGUGGCUGAGGGUCACACCCCAGAUUGUCCUCAUUGUCACAACAAUCUUACCAUCGACCUGGAGGCCGAUGCGCUUGAGCCGCCCGAGCAAGUAGACGCGCAUGCCCGAGGACGCCAAGGCAUUCUUGAGCGCCUCGACAUGAGCAAGUGGCGCAGCAGCAGCAAGAUCGAGGCGCUACUCGAAGAGCUCGAGCGUCUCAAGUCGGAAGACAAGACAAUCAAGAGCAUCGUCUUCUCCCAAUUCGUCAACUUCCUCGACCUCAUUGGCUAUCGCUUGCAGAGGGCAGGCUACCGCAUUUGCCGCCUUGAAGGUGGCAUGACACCGGCAGCCCGCGACGCCACCAUCAGGUACUUUAUGGAAAACACUGAGGUCUCUGUCUUCCUUGUCAGUCUGAAGGCCGGAGGUGUUGCAUUGAAUCUGACAGAGGCUUCGCGCGUCUUCCUCAUGGAUCCUUGGUGGAAUCCUUCCGUGGAGGUACAGGCGAUGGACCGCAUCCAUCGUCUUGGUCAAUACCGACCCAUCAAAGUCACCCGUCUAGUCGUCGAGAAUUCGAUCGAAAGCAGAAUUAUUCAGCUGCAAGACAAGAAAGGAGCCAUGAUCGAAGCAGCCAUCGGCUCAGACGACACGGCAAUGACGCGUCUCACCGUCUCGGACUUGCAAUUCCUGUUCUCUUUGUAG